GCCCAGGCACACACUAAACCAUGUCACAGUCAGAUGAAGAUCUGCCCACAAGAUGGGAGAUUGAGCUUGAAUUCGUACAGUCUCUCGCAAACACUCAAUACCUUACAUAUCUUGCACAAUUGGGCUACUUCAAAGAUGAAUCAUUCCUCAAUUACCUAAAUUAUCUCAAUUAUUGGAAGCAGCCCUCUUUUGCGAAAUUUCUCGUCUACCCAGACUGUUUACACAUUCUCACGCUACUACAGAACGAACAGUUCAGAAACGAAAUAUUAAAUCCCAACUUCACAAACGUCCUGUACAACGAUAUGGCGGAAUAUUGGAAGGAGCCCUUAUUCAGAGACGAAAAGGAACGUGAGCGUGAAAGGGAAGAAAAAGAGAGAAGAUCAAAACUUCCCACGGCUUCGCCGUCCUCUCCCUCCUCUCCUUCUCUUGUCAACACAGCAAUUCCAUCGGCUUCUCCCGACUCUAAAUCAUCUGUUCCUCCGCCUGCUAUCACACCAGCUUCUGUUGCGGCAAUACCCGCAACAACGACGACUCAACUUCCAAAUCCCUAGCUGUGGAUCUCAUCCCCACCGCAUUUCAGUAACUUUAUAGAGUUUUUCUUUUCAUAAACAUUACAUAUAUUUGUAAAUAAAUAUAUGAUAAAAUAAUACACAUUUCCUAUAACACAUU
Messenger RNA from Pichia membranifaciens NRRL Y-2026, 669 nucleotides. RefSeq lists its product as hypothetical. Gene Ontology annotation, biological process: regulation of transcription by RNA polymerase II. Lineage: Eukaryota; Fungi; Ascomycota; Pichiomycetes; Pichiales; Pichiaceae. Gene Ontology annotation, molecular function: transcription coregulator activity. The record is from RefSeq and is a predicted model, not a curated record. Gene Ontology annotation, cellular component: mediator complex; core mediator complex. The transcript has a single exon. The coding region runs from base 21 to 551 and encodes 176 amino acids.